AUGAAACCGAAAUCCUCCUAUGUAAGAAGAGUUGUUGCAAUCCUAGCUCCCAUAGGCGGCAUCAUUUUGCUCACCAUCUUGUUCCUUGUCACUUUUAUAUGUAAAAGGAGAACACAACAACAGCAUGAGAUGGAAGAAGAGGAAGAGUUUGGGGAGCUACAAGGAACACCAAUGAGAUUCACAUUUCAACAGCUAAAAGCAGCAACUGAGCAGUUCAAAGACAAGCUCGGGGAAGGAGGAUUUGGGUCUGUUUUCAAGGGACAAUUUGCUGAUGAAAGGAUUGCGGUAAAACGUUUGGAUCGAUCUGGCCAGGGCAAAAGAGAAUUUUCGGCAGAGGUUCAGACAAUUGGCAGCAUUCACCAUAUUAAUCUGGUGAGAUUGAUUGGUUUCUGUGCAGAGAAAUCCCACAGGCUCUUGGUAUAUGAGUACAUGCCCAAAGGAUCCUUGGACAGAUGGGUCUAUUGUCGACAUGACAAUGAUGCUUCUCCUCUGGAUUGGAGCACGCGGUGCAAGAUUAUAACUCAUAUAGCUAAGGGCCUCUCUUAUCUUCAUGAGGAGUGCACAAAACGAAUUGCUCAUUUGGAUGUCAAACCACAAAACAUCCUCUUAGAUGAUGACUUUAAUGCUAAACUUUCUGAUUUUGGACUAUGCAAACUCAUAGACAGGGAUAUGAGCCAAGUGGUUACCAGAAUGAGAGGCACACCUGGAUAUUUAGCUCCUGAAUGGUUGACAUCACAGAUCACGGAAAAGGCGGAUAUCUACAGCUUCGGCGUCGUGGUCAUGGAAAUCAUCAGUGGAAGAAAGAACCUCGACACUUCCCGGUCAGAAGAGAGCAUCCAUCUCAUCAGCCUAUUGGAGGAAAAGGUGAAGAGUGAUCGGUUGGUAGAUUUGAUUGACAAUAACAGCAACGACAUGCAAGCACACAAGCAAGACGCAAUUCAGAUGAUGAUGCUUGCAAUGUGGUGCUUGCAGAUUGAUUGCAAAAAAAGGCCUAAAAUGUCUGAGGUGGUAAAAGUAUUGGAAGGUGCGAUGAAUAUAGACAUCAACAUAGAUCAUAACUUUGUUGUGAAUACAGCAAAUUUUGGUAGUCUUGCAAAUGUGAGCUCUUCAGCUCCACCUCUAGCUUCAGAUGUAUCAGGCCCCAGGUGA
This is a messenger RNA of Triticum turgidum subsp. durum (durum wheat), 1149 nucleotides long. Lineage: Eukaryota; Viridiplantae; Streptophyta; Magnoliopsida; Poales; Poaceae. The record is from the annotation of a GenBank genome assembly.